AUGGUCGUUCAUGGCCCUCCUACUACUAUGACAUUUGCGACGACAGACAGUGGCGGUGAUGCCAACGCAGCGUACGAAGUUCAGUGGGCUGUCGAUAGCGCGUUUACAAUCAAAUAUACAUUAGUUGUGACGAUCGUGAAAGGUAUGAGUGCGCCGUAUCGUCGCGUUGUAUCCUCGUUGGUUAAAGGUACAACCUUUUUCUUUCGUAUACAAACUCGAAAUUCGCUAGGGUAUGGGCUAUUGCAGCAGUCUUCACCGACAAAAUUGCAGCCAUACGAGACUCUUAGUGCACCAACACAAGUGGCGCUGGGUGUAACUGGUGCUACGAUGCUAACUGUAUCCUAG
Molecule: messenger RNA, 345 nt
Organism: Plasmopara halstedii
Lineage: Eukaryota; Oomycota; Peronosporomycetes; Peronosporales; Peronosporaceae
Product: Immunoglobulin-like fold
Exons: 2
Coding region: 1-345 (114 amino acids)
Molecular function (GO): protein binding
Source: RefSeq, a predicted model, not a curated record